This is a messenger RNA of Fusarium oxysporum Fo47, 1113 nucleotides long. RefSeq lists its product as uncharacterized. The transcript is spliced from 2 exons. The record is from RefSeq and is a predicted model, not a curated record. Lineage: Eukaryota; Fungi; Ascomycota; Sordariomycetes; Hypocreales; Nectriaceae. The coding region runs from base 1 to 1113 and encodes 370 amino acids.
AUGAAUACCAGGAGCGAGCCGCUUUGCUCUCUAACGGGCCGUUCUGAUGUCUACGGAGUCGGUAUUCGAGCCGCCUUUUACGCACAAUGGCUUGGCUCUCUUCUCAUAGAAUACCUCUCUGAGGAGAACCUCGCAGAUUUACGGUUUAUCAGUAUAUUUUCUUCAGCAGCCGCGUCUACAUCUCUCGCCAUUGGAGUAGCUUACAACUCCCUUCAGCCACUCGACAUAUACUUCUUGCUUCUUCUAGCCAUGGGAUUCUUUCUAUUUCAGAUUCCAUUAUACAUCUGGCGUAUUCUCACGAGGUGUCAAGCCCACCUUGACCCGUUCCAACUCUCAAAGGAGAGCCAUGGACAUUUCUACCAUCUCAUGAGUCUUACGGUACUCUCAGCUAACGUGUCAAUUGGAACAUGGUACUUCACAUCCUUUCUACCGCACCUCGACCGUGAUUGCCGUGACGUGAUAUUUAUACUUGGCAAGGUCGGUCUGGAAAGUCAGGGAUAUAUCAUAGCUGGCUCGAUAUUCUUCAUUGGGAUUCUUGUCGGCAUUGGUGGGUUUAUCUUUUUGAACGCUUGUUGCACUGUCACCAAGUCGAGUUCGCGACAUAGGAGAGCGAGGUCGAGAAAUAUUUGGCGACUCAGAAUACUCCGCGCAAUAUCUGGCUUCAUAAUCUUUACACUUUUGGUUCUCUCGACCGAACUUCCUAUACAGUGGAACCACAUCCAAGGCGUUUACGAAUUGACUACCGUCGCACAGUUACUGCCCCUUAUGCUCACCAUUGGAACAUUUCUACGAUCCUGGGCUAUUUAUGCCAGCGGAGCUAACGAUACGUCGGGAGGACGAAGGCGUCGCAGACCUCCUUCAACUUCCACUUCGUCGACAUCAAAUUCUACAUCGACAUCAACCACAUCAAGUGGCAAUUCGUCCCAAGUCAUAGGUUAUUAUUAUACGUACCCUGCUUACCACAAUGAUGAGGAAGAUCCCCAGUACGACUACGAUGACUAUUAUAACGAUUACAAUGAUUAUUACAAUAACUACUAUAACUAUUCAAAUAUAACAGAGAAUGAUCAAGCCCAGAUUCAGUGGCCUCAAGGAGUUCAUUUCUCACGUUGGUAA